Paramacrobiotus metropolitanus is the source of this 1673-nucleotide messenger RNA. RefSeq names its product probable protein phosphatase 2C T23F11.1. The coding region runs from base 218 to 1351 and encodes 377 amino acids. Gene Ontology annotation, biological process: protein dephosphorylation. The transcript has 9 exons. NCBI's taxonomy places the organism in Eukaryota, Metazoa, Tardigrada, Eutardigrada, Parachela, Macrobiotidae. Gene Ontology annotation, molecular function: cation binding; protein serine/threonine phosphatase activity. The record is from RefSeq and is a predicted model, not a curated record.
GUUCGUUUGUUCGAUCAAGGAACACCAUAGAAACCCAAUCUCAUGUCAUCAGCUACUCAGAAUGUAUCUCUUGGUGUACAAAAUUGGCACUUGGCACGAGCUAAGUGCUUCCGUAAUAAAGCGUUUCGCGUUUGCUAACUAGCAAAACCCUUUUAGCUGCUGCAGCUACCAGUGGGAGAUCUUAAUUACACGGACCGCGCUUGUGUACGUUACACCCAUGAUGGGGUUAAAAUUAUCGCGCCAUUAUCCCAUCGUGCAUCAGUUCGAUGAGGACAGCAUCGAGGAGAAGAAUCCCUAUUACAUGGUCUUUGCCACGGGGAUCCAAGGAUGGCGACCAACAAUGGAAGAUGCACACAUCGUUCAACUGGGCGCAGUCGGUGAUGAUCAGCAGUCAGCCUUUUUCGCGCUCUUUGACGGCCAUGGAGGUCCCGACAUCGCACAGUUUGCCGCUGCCAACAUUCAAGCACGCGUACUCCAGCAUCCAAAGCUAUGUAGGUACUGUCGCAGCGUGAGCAACUGGCAAGAACGUGAACUCAAUGAAAUAGUGAUCGUCGGUCAACAAAGACGCUACCCGGCACGAAGGCUAAUGCUGUAUGAGAACACAUGCUAUGCUCUGCGCCAUGCUUUACUGGAGAUCGAUAAAGAAGCUUACGCUUUGGGAAACGACAGUGAAAACCCGGAAAAAUACCACUUGAUCGGAUGCACGGCCGUGGUGACGCUGAUCAAGGAUAAAAAGCUGUACUGCGCUAACAUUGCUGAUUCGCGCGCCAUCGCCAGCGUUAGCGGUCACGCUAUCCAGCUGUCCAUCGAACACAAACCCACCGAUCCGGUGGAGUACGAGCGCGUUAUAAACCACAAGGGAAACAUGAAGGGGUACGUUGAGAAUGGCCGCAUUAAUGGGAACCUGGCAGUGCCGCGCGCCAUCGGCGAUUUCUAUUACAAGAACAACAUGGAGGGUCCGCCAUAUGACCGAAUUGUGUGCGCAUGGGCGGAUAUUACGGUGCGGACGCUGACGGAUGAUUGGGAAUUUCUGGUGAUGGCGUGCGACGGGAUAUGGGAUGUAAUGACCAAUGCGGAAGUGGUGGAGUUCGUCCGCAACCGGUUUGCGCAGCACUUGGAGCCGCGACGAAUUGCACAGGAUUUGCUGUACACGUGCUUGGCUCCGGACACAUCGAUGGGCGGACUGGGUGCAGAUAACAUGACUAUUGAGAUUAUUGCACUCUUGAACGGGAGGAGUUUCGAUGAAUUUUGCGAGAAGUGCGCCACGGAGCCAGCAGAGAAUUGCCCGCCACAAAUGCAGUUCUACGAUGAAUCCUUCGCCAAUAGAAUCGGGAUGAAUCUCAAAUACUAAAGAACUGUACAAAAGCAGUGUUCAAUUUGCCGAACUGAGGCUGACGGCCUUUUCGAGCCCAUGCUAAACUCAGAAAACGCGUGCAGAAUCUUUGAAAUCAACAUCCUGCAGGGUGCAUGCAUUUUAUAAAUUCUUGCUUUCAACCGAAACAAUAUGGGUUUUGUGUGUUGAUGUUGCAUGAUCUUUAUUAUUAUCUGGGCUAAUCUUUUUAUUGUUAGCAUUUUACUGGAAUGAUCAUUUUGUUGUUAACAUUUACCGGAAACAUCGAUAGUUCAAGAAAGAAUGGAAUUAAUGUGCUACUCGUUCUCGUAAAAUAAUGUUG